Molecule: messenger RNA, 450 nt
Organism: Trichoplax adhaerens
Lineage: Eukaryota; Metazoa; Placozoa; Uniplacotomia; Trichoplacea; Trichoplacidae
Exons: 3
Coding region: 1-450 (149 amino acids)
Source: RefSeq, a predicted model, not a curated record
AUGUCUUAUGUCUAUCAGUUGACAGCUAUGGGAUCGUUGAUGUCACUAUUCAAGCGUUUAACAAUUCAAAAUGGAUGCGGUUGCAAUCAGAGUGAUAACCGUGAAGAAGCUACGCCUGCGACUAGCAAGUGUGAGAUAUAUCGUCGUGCAUUAGAGGAAUAUCUGACUCUUUUCCCUUUGUCACGUUCAUUACCUACCAAUUGCAUUAAAAUUGCUAACGAACUAUACUCUGAGUCUGCGAUCAAAGAAACAGAUGUAGUAGAAAUAAAGACGCGCUCAAAAGGACGAGAGCAAGUGAAGGAGCUCUUAAAUAUUCUCUUCGUACGAGAGAUGACGUUUAUAAGAAUUUUACAUAAGUACGAUGUACCCGAAACUGCUGCUAUCGAAGACAGUAUAAAUCAUAAAUGUACUCGAGGAUUACUAACUACGUUGACUAAAUUUUGCAAAUAA